Messenger RNA from Sinocyclocheilus grahami, 1872 nucleotides. RefSeq names its product probable ATP-dependent RNA helicase ddx6. Lineage: Eukaryota; Metazoa; Chordata; Actinopteri; Cypriniformes; Cyprinidae. The transcript is spliced from 13 exons. Gene Ontology annotation, molecular function: RNA helicase activity; nucleic acid binding; ATP binding. The coding region runs from base 328 to 1779 and encodes 483 amino acids. The record is from RefSeq and is a predicted model, not a curated record.
UUGCAUUUUUGAAAAUACUUGUGCAAGACUUGAAUUUUACAAGUACCUGUUUGCUAGUUUUGUACGUUGGCUCUAGGCUUGUGAUAUAUUUAUUCAUAUAAAUAUAAUUUUCUCCUAUUUUGGGAGAGCUUAUUAUAAACAAUUGUUAUACGCCAGGCACUCUUCUUUUUAAGAGGUCUGUACGUACCAGAAACUGUUUACACAAAAGUGCAGUGAGCGUAACAGUAAAACAGUUUUACGAAUAGCUGAAAAGUAGCAAAACCAAACUAAAAAAAAAAAAGCAAAAAGAUUAAUUUGUUUGAAACUGUUGAGGAAAAAAAUCUGACAAUGGCUAUGGCGAGAACAGAGAUCCCUGCUUCAGUCAUGCCAAUGAGCAAACAGAAUGGACAGUCCAAGCCCAUGAACCUCCAGCCAGGAUCGCUUACUUCCUCAUUACAGUCAGGAAAAACACCUGUGAUGUCCCAGAAAGGAUGCAAUAUACCCCAAAGCAGUGGUGGUAUCAGGUUUGGUGAUGACUGGAAGAAGUGCCUGCAUCUUCCACCGAAAGACAUGAGAGCGAAAACCACAGAUGUGACUGCAACCAAAGGAAACGAGUUUGAAGAUUACUGCCUUAAGAGGGAACUGCUGAUGGGCAUCUUUGAAAUGGGCUGGGAGAAGCCUUCCCCUAUCCAGGAGGAGAGUAUUCCUAUUGUCUUGUCAGGGAGGGACAUACUUGCCCGAGCUAAAAAUGGCACAGGUAAAAGCGGAGCCUACCUCAUCCCCCUCUUGGAAAGGAUUGACAUGAAGAAGGACUAUGUUCAAGCCAUAGUGUUGGUACCAACUCGUGAGUUGGCUCUGCAGAUGAGCCAGAUAAGUAUCAACAUGAGCAAGCACCUUGGUGGCGUCAAGGUCAUGGCUACAACAGGUGGCACUAACCUGAGAGAUGACAUUAUGCGUCUUGAUGAGACUGUACAUGUUAUAAUAGCUACCCCAGGAAGGAUCCUUGACUUGAUGAAGAAAGGUGUGGCCAAGGUUGACAAAGCUCAGAUGAUUGUGAUGGAUGAGGCUGAUAAAUUGCUUUCUCAAGACUUUGUGGUGCUCAUUGAGGACAUCAUCAGCUUCCUGCCCAAAAACCGCCAGGUUUUGCUCUAUUCUGCCACUUUCCCCACCAGUGUGCAGAAGUUUAUGACCAAACACCUUCAGAAGCCAUAUGAAAUCAAUCUGAUGGAUGAGCUGACACUGAAAGGCAUCACUCAGUACUAUGCUUAUGUGACAGAAAGACAGAAAGUGCACUGUCUCAACACAUUGUUCUCCAGGCUCCAAAUCAACCAGUCAAUCAUCUUCUGUAACUCCACCCAAAGGGUGGAACUCCUUGCCAAGAAGAUCACACAACUUGGCUAUUCCUGCUUUUAUAUCCACGCCAAGAUGAUGCAGGAAUACAGAAAUCGUGUGUUCCAUGACUUCAGAAACGGACUGUGUAGGAACCUGGUCUGCACGGAUCUUUUCACAAGAGGAAUUGACAUCCAGGCUGUCAAUGUAGUCAUCAACUUUGACUUCCCCAAAAAUGCAGAGACAUAUCUGCACCGCAUUGGUCGAUCAGGUAGAUACGGUCAUCUGGGUCUGGCCAUUAACCUGAUCACCUCAGAAGAUCGUUUUAACCUAAAGGGCAUUGAGGACCAGCUGAUGACUGACAUAAAGCCCAUACCCAGCAGCAUUGACAAGAGCCUGUAUGUGGCAGAGUUUCACUCCAUGAACCCAGAUGAAGAGGAGGCUGCUCACAAAGCAGGCGAGCUUAAUUAACCCUUACUGGAGAAUAAAGGGACCAAUGCUUGGCAUUCUGCACAAUUUCUACUGAAGACAGACGCAAAGAUGACUCGUUUUCUUUUGUUUAUU